This is a messenger RNA of Eimeria necatrix, 777 nucleotides long. RefSeq names its product ubiquitin, putative. Bases 1 to 777 code for a protein of 258 amino acids. Gene Ontology annotation, biological process: proteasome-mediated ubiquitin-dependent protein catabolic process. Gene Ontology annotation, molecular function: proteasome binding; polyubiquitin modification-dependent protein binding; ubiquitin binding. NCBI's taxonomy places the organism in Eukaryota, Apicomplexa, Conoidasida, Eucoccidiorida, Eimeriidae. Gene Ontology annotation, cellular component: cytosol; nucleoplasm. The record is from RefSeq and is a predicted model, not a curated record. The transcript has 3 exons.
AUGCCGACCACGGAAGUGACGCUGGUCCUAAGUGACUGGACCAAGGGCAACAAUGGGAAGAAGUUUGAGCUACCCCAUAUACAGAUGACCUCGCCUAUAAUUGAAGUGAAAAAGUCUGUAAUUCAAGCUUUGGAUGCCUCUGACUUGAAGCCAGAGUCCAUACUACUGUUCAUCGGUUCUCUCGUUUUACGGGACGACAAACUACUCAAGGAUUACAACAAGUCUGGCAGGUCAAAGCUAUCGGUAGAUGUGUACGAACGUGUGGAUCUAAAUCUCAAGGUUAAAACUCUCCAGAACUGUGGAGCCGGAGCUUGCGUCUGCAUUCCGAUCUGGUCUUUCCUUUGUCGCCAGACAAUAAAUGUGACCAUCGCCUCCCAUGAAACAGUGGGCGACCUUAAACAAAGAGUUGCCGAGGAACUAGACGACCCGGACAGGUAUAGCGCGGAUAAGAUCAGGCUCACAUUUAACAACAACAUGUUGUUUGACGACUCACAAGUCCUGAAGGACGCGGGGAUGAAGAACAAUAGUACCGUAACCAUACUCGUUGAUUGCUGUUACUGGGCAAAACCGCGCAAGCAGGCCAACCAGCCGGCUGGAGAUGCCCCCCCGAAGGAAGAGAAAGAAGCAGAAGGCGAACAAGAACAGGCUGCAGUCGAAGGCUCCGCAGCAGAUCCGUCAGUAGAGCAAGUUCAGGGGUCGGUGGAAGGUAAUGGGGAUGAUCCCCAGAAUAACACAGAGCAAGAAGCCGAGUCGAAGCCCGCACAGGCUUCAGAGUGA